CCAUUGUGUUUUGUGCAUGCAGCGGUACAAAAAAAACACCAUUACGCUAACUUACAAAAACUGCAACUCCUAUAUAUACUUCCAACCAAAUACUUUGACAAGGAAGUUGAGUUUAAAAUGUUAAACAAAUCUAGGCAUUUUGAGUAUUCGAUAACACAGUAAAAUGAACACUUCAAUGGCUGACAUAGCAUUGAGUAGGCUACCCGCGUGUAAUGGUUCCUCAGCAGAUUGCGUGUGAAUGAAUGAUGUCGGUUCAACGGGCCUGGCAGUUGCUGCUGGUUGGAUUAGCUGCCUGUGUAACCCUUUUACUACCGAACUUUGCCGAGGGUAACAUCACACUAUUCGGAUGCACCACCGACACUGGGACCAAUGUACCCUCACAAUGUGCUACAGUGUAUUGCAAUGGCACCCAAUUAAAUCGAAACUGUUCGAUACCAGAUCAAAUACCUAUCUAUAAUAAUGUGCGAUGUCCUCAUACAACAGAGUCGACAACUGAACAAUCCACAACCAUGUCGACAACUGAAGAACAAUCUACAACCCAAACGACAAACGAACAAUCUACAACCACGCCGACAACUGAAGAAGAAUCUCCAACACAAACGACAACUGAACAAUCUACAACCCAGUCGACAACUGGAGAAUCUACAACCCAAUCGACAACUGCACAACCUAUAAACCAGUCGACAACUGGCCUACUUUUACCCCAGCUGACAACAGGUGCAAGAUCUACAUCCCAGUCGACAACUGCACAAUCUACAACCCAGUCGACAACUGCACAACCUAUAACCCAGUCGACAACUGCACAACCUAUAACCCAGCCGACAACUGGACUUUUACCCCAGUCGACAACUGCACAAUCUACAACCCAGCCGACAACUGCACAACCUAUAACCCAGUCGACAACUGCACAACCUAUAACCCAGCCGACAACUGGACUUUUACCCCAGUCGACAACUGCACAAUCUACAUCCCAGCCGACAACUGCACAACAUAUAACCCAGUCGACAACUGCACAACCUAUAACCCAGCCGACAACUGGACUUUUACCCCAGUCGACAACUGCACAAUCUACAACCCAGCCGACAACUGCACAACCUACAACCCAGUCGACAGCUGCACAACCAGGACUCCCGACAAUUAACACAGGGACAGCAGCGCCCCCGGAUGUAGUGGUACCUGUAGUCAUUGUUGCAAUAUUAGCUGCUUCCGUAGUGACUGCAGCUAUAGCCGGUUAUGUUAUUCUGAAAGAGGCCUCCUCAAAAACGUCAAAACUAUCGCUCUCUACACAGCAUCGGAAUUUUUCAAAUCAUCCGUCAUUACACCGUCUUCAACCACCAACCGAUGACAUUCAUGACCGACACGUGUGGAUGACGCACUACGGGCCGUAACCAACACUGCAGUGAUUGACAAUCUUCAGAACGAGACCAUUGGCGUAUACAAACGACGAUAAGUCGCGUGGUCAUAUUAUUAUGUGGUGGCGCUACGGAGCAAUUAGCCUGUGUGAACAUUUUCAUCAAAUGAAAAACACCAAAACGCUGUGUUUCGACAUGUGAUUUUGUGUGACACGUGACCUUUAAUUUAUCUUGACAACCCAUAUGUAAGAAUCCAUUAUCUCCUACAGGAGUCACAAGUUAUCUAUGUCAUUGUUUUCCCCAAGACGCAAAGCAAAGUUUAACGUCUUGAUAUCCCAGACUGGACCAUUCCAUAUCUAAGAGGGUUAGGUCAGGUCCAGGGUUGUGGUGUUAAAUUGACAAACAAUACCAUUUACCCAGCGAACAAAAUCUGCCACUUGGCUUCGCGUGAACGUCUACACAUAUUGUGGCCCACACAUCCAACCCUCGAAUAAAGCAUGAUUCCAACCAUUUGUUGAUUAUCUCAAUAUUUGUUAUUGUUUGUAUAAAAUUGUCAAUUGUGUUGUAAAUAACAACAAACAUACAAUUUUUCACAGAUGAUGAUGUCAGGUGAAUUGGGUCAAUUACAUCUAGGCUCCUUACUGUUUUUAUUUUGCUUCUAAUUACAGUGAUUUUACACUUAACAUGUAAACUUAUUGUUUUUGUCCUGAGGCUUUUUUGUAUCCAUAUAUAUAUAUUUUCUAUUCAUAAUAUUCUAUUUGUUCAUACAAUAAACAUAAGUGUAUUUUA
Molecule: messenger RNA, 2141 nt
Organism: Asterias rubens (European starfish)
Lineage: Eukaryota; Metazoa; Echinodermata; Asteroidea; Forcipulatida; Asteriidae
Product: salivary glue protein Sgs-3-like
Exons: 5
Coding region: 243-1388 (381 amino acids)
Source: RefSeq, a predicted model, not a curated record